Glarea lozoyensis ATCC 20868 is the source of this 1119-nucleotide messenger RNA. RefSeq lists its product as uncharacterized. The record is from RefSeq and is a predicted model, not a curated record. The transcript has a single exon. The coding region runs from base 1 to 1119 and encodes 372 amino acids. Lineage: Eukaryota; Fungi; Ascomycota; Leotiomycetes; Helotiales; Helotiaceae.
AUGGACAUCUCUAGUCUCCUCAACCAUCCAUCACAUAAGGAAGACUGCCCGACUACCAUCGACUCCAAUCACUCGACUGAUACUCUCAUUCGAAAUGUCUCGACUGCCUCGUAUCGGUCAGAACCAGCUAGUUCUGGUUCAUUCACGCUUUUCCCAGCUUUACCCGUAGAGCUGCGUGUCCGGAUAUGGCACCAUGUAAUAUCAAUUCCUCGCAUCGUGGAGAUGGAGAAGAUUCCAAGCUGGGUCGAUGAAAAUGCGGACGGUGGACGAAAAGAGCCUCCAGACCGGUCCCCAGAUCAAUGGCAUUACAAAGUCAAGAAUCUCCCGCCUUUACUCUCAACUUGCGCCGAAUCGCGACAUGAACUACUGAAAGCGGGAAGAAGGGAUUCGAGGCUUUUUGAUGAGUCUGCAGGACUGCCACUAGGACCGGCAUGGAUUAGGCUCGACCACGAUAUUUUACAUUUGAAGACCCGCACCUGGCAGGAUCGAGGAGGCCAGUGGUGCGGCCAUCGUUGGUUCGACAAUGAUAUUCUGAAUUCAAGAAACGGACGCCAUGGUCAGAGGAGCAAAAUGCGUUUAUUCUUUGGCAGUAUUCGGGUACUCGCGGUCAACGUGGAAAGCUUUCGCAAUGUUUUAGGCGGGAUGAGCGUUGAAGUCAUUCGAGAGCUCUUCCCCAGCUUAGAGCUACUCAUCGUCUUGAUCGACCCGGAUUUCGACAUCACGAAAGUGUGGAAAUUCAGAGGCAGAGACCUGGUACCAUAUUGGGGAGACGAAUACAACCCAUUCUUUCAGAGCUGGGCAUUCAUGACAGCAAGUACGGGGCCUUUCACGACAGUAAAAACCCAAUUCCAGCGCUCAACCAAGAGCCGAUUGCAGGACCGAUUCAGAAGGGAGGAGAGAAAUUUUCAGAAUUAUGUGGCUCCCAAUAUUGUUGUUUUGGGGUGUUCGUUGCCGCCAGGAGUGACGAUACCUGCAUGCGGCCGCAUAUCUUCCCGUGGCGUGGAAUAUGAGCCAAAGAAACCCGCCUCUUUUGGGGCCACCAACUAUCACCGAUUAAAACCGGAGCCCGUUUCAGGGACCGAUCGCACACGGAUGAAUAUUAGUAGCAUGUUGGUUUGA